AUGGCCGAAGUAGCUCUGGGUACGAUAGGGGCUGCGGCGAGCGUCGUGCAGCUUGGCGACGUAGCCUUGCGGUUAUGUCGAAGCAUUUCUAGCUUCAUUGGCGAAUUGAAGGAUGCAAAAGACGAUAUGCGACACCUUCGGAGUACACUCGAUGAUACCGAUUCCAUAUUGAGGAACUUAAUCGCCUACAUUCACGAGUUCCAAGAUUCUUCUUCAGCGAAAAAGGAGUACGAGGUCCUACCAGACGCAGUCGUGGCCGCCGUCCAGCACUUUUAUGACAGUCUCAAGUCACUUCGCGAGUGUCUUCCCACCGAUCUAUCGCCCAGUCUCCCGCAGAAAUUUCGUUUCGUACUUGGUAAGAAGAAGAUUCAGAUAGUGACAUCGCAGCUAGUGAGGUGCCAGGCCAGUACUUCCCUUGCCUUGAACAUAAUCUGCAACCGAAAUAGCAUCAAGUUACGUGAUGGCUUGAGCAGCCUUAGAAUCGAUAACGAGACGGCGGCUACCGAGCGAAAGAUAAUUGCACAGAACUGUUCGCAGCAGGUAUCCCAACUAUUAACCGAGAUUCGAGGUAUAUCCCAACAGCAGCCCCAAGCACUUCCAUCUUUUGAGCAAGUCGACAAACGAACUUCGAAUAUUGUGGCCAAGCUUGAAUCUAUAAAUAGAACGAUAGCAGCCCAAGGCGCUCGCUCUCGACGACAAAAGUCUACUACGGCAUUUGCAGCCGUAGAUGAAGACACCCUGGCAAAGCUCGUACGGGUCUGCGUGAUGCAGACAACCACUUCCAAGACGGAUAGAGAUGAAACAAGCAAGGUUGAUGACAUGUGCACCAAUAUUGCCUCGCAGGCUCAUCGUGAGGGAUUCUUCGACGCGAAAGACGCCGAGGAAUCAAAAGUACCAACAUCAGAGCAAUCGAUCUGGCCCGGGGGCAAAGCCCAGAGAUCUAAUCUAGUGCAGCUUUUCCAAAAACAUGAGACCAUAUGGCUACGAUGGGCGAUAAUCAAAUUGCGCGUCACCGGGUUGAGGCAUCGUCAAACAGAUAUCCAAAGAUCCGACUCAUACUUUUCCGUCGAAAUUGAUUUCAUUCCACGACAUAUUGUCUCUUUCGGAAUAUCUUUAUCGUAUACAGAUGCCCCGAAUUGGGCAAAAUAUUAUAGCAUCUGCCCAUCCAUCUUGAUAUUCAACGUGAUCCAUGAUACAACACUGAUGAAGGAAAUUUUCCGGAAUGACGAUGUGGAUAUGCUACAACGUUCGAUGAUGAACCGCGAAAUAGGUCUAAGGGACUGUGACACAGAUGGGCUUUCAAUCCUCGAUCAUGCAAUGCUCAUGUGCUCUACCAGGUGUAUUCGAUAUCUGCUAAGGUAUGAAACUCGAGUCCCCUUUUCGAGCGAUAUAUCUCUCCGUGUGAUUUUGCACGGACCCCAGAGCAAAGCUACGAAUCUCGAUGGGGUACAUGUUCCGAUACCCGCGCUUUAUGAAUUUUUAAUGUUGUGUCUGAAUUCUGGAUUGUUGGAUGGGGACGGCAUCCAAACUUUAGGUGACGUUUGGAGUUUGUUUUGGUUAGAUAGGGAGAAGCAUCCCGGCCAACCGACUUCAAUAACUUAUGAACACAAAAUUAUGUUGAACCAAGCAUUGCGAACAGCAGGAUUUAAUAUCCAACCAUUCUCGUGGCUAUCAUUCUCCGAAAGUGGAGAUAAUAAUGCCUUCGGCUUCAAUGAAUUUUGCCUGGAACUUUGCUUCAAAUCCGGCGAAGACCCUAAUGCGCCCAUGCAGUUAUGGGAUGGAUACCGCCCUCUAGAGGUUGCAGUCUUCCUUCUAAGCAAGGAAAUAUAUUAUUGGAGUUCGAAAUUGUAUUCUCGUCUGAUACACGCGGUAUCACCGCGCCUCCUAGUCAUACUCAUGAAAGCCGGAGCCGACAUUUUCUUUGCCAGGGAAGUAGGCGGCUGCCUCCAUUCGACCGCAGAGCUAGCAUACGAAUUGGGUGUCGGAUAUCUGUGGGAGGCGGCUCUUAUCGAGUGCGGUUACGACCCCAAUGAGGUCAAGAUGGAAGAUAAACGACGGAAGACAGUACUCGAGAAGUUUGACUCAGCAGAGCGGAGCGGCGUUGACAUUGAACCCAUGAAGGAAAUGCUAUCCGCGCCUGGAAAUAUACCCUAA
This is a messenger RNA of Annulohypoxylon maeteangense, 2154 nucleotides long. RefSeq lists its product as uncharacterized. NCBI's taxonomy places the organism in Eukaryota, Fungi, Ascomycota, Sordariomycetes, Xylariales, Hypoxylaceae. The record is from RefSeq and is a predicted model, not a curated record. The transcript has 5 exons. Bases 1 to 2154 code for a protein of 717 amino acids.